CAUUAAUUUCCGACAAAUACCCAUUAAUUUCCGACAAAUACUCAAAAAAGAGAGAGAAAAACUAUGGCGGUUCGUGCGACGGUGUCAAGAUUCCCGGCUGAAUCCGACUCCCAAGAAGCUUCCGGCUUUCCAUGGGGAUUAACAGUUACACCGUUUGCCUCCAAAGAUGAGAACGAUCAAGCUCCGGCCUAUGGAUCGGACGGCCAUCUUUUACCUCGAUGCGAGAAUUGCUACGCUUACUUCAACACCUAUUGUGAACUCGACCAAUGGGCCUGGAAUUGUUCUCUUUGCGGCACACUCAACGGCCUCUCUGCCGAAUCCAUUGCCAGAUACUCUCGUCCUCAGUCGUGUGCCGAAAUGAUGUCGUCCUUUAUCGAUCUUGAGUUGCCUUUGGAAGGAUCGCAGGACGAAAUGUUGCACGCUCGUCCGGUGUAUGUUGCCGCUGUUGAUUUGUCGUCUUCAGAAGAAUUUUUGGAGCUUACUAAAAGUGCAUUGCAACAUGGUUUUCAAAACCGGACCGGUUAGCGAACAGGCC
Molecule: messenger RNA, 535 nt
Organism: Hibiscus syriacus
Lineage: Eukaryota; Viridiplantae; Streptophyta; Magnoliopsida; Malvales; Malvaceae
Exons: 3
Coding region: 64-525 (153 amino acids)
Biological process (GO): endoplasmic reticulum to Golgi vesicle-mediated transport; COPII-coated vesicle cargo loading; intracellular protein transport
Cellular component (GO): endoplasmic reticulum exit site; COPII vesicle coat
Molecular function (GO): SNARE binding; zinc ion binding
Source: RefSeq, a predicted model, not a curated record